AUAGUUUUAUGUAGUGUCACUCAAACAAAAUGACUAAUACAAUUUCAGUAUUUUUAUUUUUAUUCGUUCUAAUAUGGAAGGGAAAUACCGUUGAAGGAAAUGUCAAAAAUUUGCCAAGUAUUCAUUUGGUACAGAACACAAAUCCUUCAAUUCCAAAUUUGAUAACUUUUGGUAACAGUGUGUACUAUAUUGUGCAUACUUUUGAGGGUUAUUGGUUGGACGCAAUGCUACACUGUAAAUCUCUUAACAUGGACCUCGUCAGUAUUGAAUCACAGCAAGAAAAUAACUUUCUUCACCAAAAGAUGAGGGAAUACUUUGGCAACGGACCCGAAUAUUGGUUUUGGUCUUCAGGAGCCAAACUGAAGAACAGAUGGGUAUGGAUGAGUAAAGGGCGUCCAAUCAACUACUACAACUGGUAUCCCAAUCAACCAGACAACGCGAGAAACGAGGAAAACCGUCUAGAACUGAGGUGGAACUGGGCAGGCGGUCUUCGCUGGAACGAUAGGAAUGGAGAUGGUGGAAAGGCGAUACAUGCGCUUUGUGAAGCAGAAAUUGUUAAACCGUUUGCUGAAAUCGUUGGUGCAGCUUGCAAUUGCAAUGUUACUGAUUCAGUCCCUAUAUUGUAAUAUAUUGAUAAUAGAUGA
Diabrotica virgifera virgifera (western corn rootworm) is the source of this 644-nucleotide messenger RNA. Its product is annotated as perlucin. The record is from RefSeq and is a predicted model, not a curated record. The coding region runs from base 30 to 626 and encodes 198 amino acids. Lineage: Eukaryota; Metazoa; Arthropoda; Insecta; Coleoptera; Chrysomelidae. The transcript has 4 exons.